CCAUCCCCACUCAGGUUGCAAGAACGUGCGCGUUCUCGUUGAAAACUACGUAAUGACGUCACGUCCCGUGCGCUGUUGCGUACAAGAAUGAAUUACGCACUUGUCACUGCAGGCUCUAGCGAGUUGUUUGUACUCGGUCUGAACGAAUUCACGCCUAAGGUCUGCUGACAGACGGGAUAAGAAUAUCCACCGAGGCUAAACCGCUGCUACAGGGGGCAAGUUCGAGAAAGUUUCAUUACAGCGCUUCACAGUGAAGGUUCUGGAGUCGAGCAGCUUGUGUGGAGAGAGAGAGAAAGAGAGAGAGAGUGUGUGUGUGUGUGUGUAUGACGAGCAGAAUUCCAGCCUGCCAGAAUGCGACGCUUGUUAGGUUGAAUUAAAGACUUAGCCGUUUAGCAUGGCGUGUUUAUCCUGACACUGACAACUAAGUGUAGCUAUAUUUUGUGUAUAGCUACCCAACUGUAAUGGUCUUUAUUAUGUAGUGAUGCAUAAAUUAAUUGUUUUUUAGUGGUAGGGUUUAUGCCGUCGUACUUGAGAAGGCUGCUCGCGCGUUGUUGGGAUAACUCGCUUAGCAAAACGAGCAAAUGAGCAGAUUUACGAAUAAGACGCCUUUCAUUAGUCCACCGGAGAGCCCUGAAAAUGGAGGUUCGGUCGUCGGGAGCACGGACUGGGGCCUGGGUAAUGCCGGGUUCCCGUGCUCCUACGAUGACUCCUUGGCGGUGCAGUCGGAUGUGGAUAGGCACCUGGGGCUUCUCCAUAACCGGCAGGACGCCAUGGCGCUGCGCUUGGACCACUCUUACCGGAGCGGUACCGAGUCCUACCUCGACGGCUCUCAGAUGGACUACAGCGAGAACAACGGAAACACGAGUCCGCUGGAGAGCAGGAGAAAACACCGCUCCGGCGCUCCCAGACAGCGCUUUGAGGUGGUAGCGGAACUCGGGCCGGAGGAAGUGCGCUGGUUUUAUAAGGAAGACAAGAAGACGUGGAAACCUUUCGUCGGGCACGACUCCCUAAGAAUCGAGCUCACGUACCGCAAGCUGUGUGAACUGAAUUCGGACCAGGAGGGUGGCUCAGGCCAUGCGGUACCGGACGGAGAGGAUCCUUGUGAGCAUGCGUCAGCCGUGGCCUCAGUACAGAGCUCCGAGCAGCUCCAGGAGACCGAUCUGGAGAUCAGCAUUGAGGCAGUGUGUGUCCGAGGAGGACUCUACGAGGUGGACGUCCGAGAGAAAGAGUGCUAUCCUGUGUACUGGAACCAGCAGGACUGCAUCCCUGUCAUGAGGGGACAGUGGUUUAUAGAUGGCACAUGGACGCCCAUGGAGGAGGACGAGAGUGACCUCAUAGAGAAGGAGCACCUGAUGUGCUUCCGGGGACAACAGAUGCAGGACACUUUAGAAAAUGAUGUGGUGGCCAAGACGGUGGAUAGCAAAGAUGUUCUCUCCCACUUCCCCCCUUUCUACCUCCCUUUUCUGUUCAAAUGGAGUGGAUAUCAGACGAGUACUAAAAGCCUCAAGCGAAAGCGUUGCCAAGCCGUCCACAGCCUAAAGCUAAGUCGCAGCCAUGUUGAUUGGCACAGUGUUGAAGAGGUGUAUCUGUACAGCGACGCCACUACCUCUAAGAUCGCCCGCACUGUCACACAGAAGCUUGGCUUCUCAAAAGCCUCAAGCAGUGGCACCAGGCUUCAUCGAGGCUAUGUGGAGGAGGCCUCUUUGGAAGAUAAGCCCCCUCAGACAACCCACAUUGUCUUUGUUGUGCAUGGCAUCGGACAGAAGAUGGACAAAGACCGUAUUAUCAAGAACACAGGCAUGCUGCGAGAGGCUGUGCGGAAAAUGGAAGAGAGACACUUUGCUGAGCACACAGAGGAGCAUGUGGAGUUCUUGCCAGUAGAGUGGCGCUCCAAACUGACCCUGGAUGGAGACACAGUCGACUCCAUCACGCCAGAUAAGGUGCGGGGGCUGAGAGACUUACUGAAUAGCAGUGCCAUGGACAUCAUGUAUUACACCAGCCCGCUCUACAGAGAUGAGAUUACUAAAGGCCUGACCCAGGAACUCAACCGACUGUACUCACUCUUCUGCUCUCGGAACCCGGAGUUUGAGCAGAAAGGGGGCAAAGUAUCCAUCGUUUCCCACUCUCUAGGCUGUGUGAUUGCAUACGACAUCAUGACAGGCUGGGACCCAGUGCGUUUUCGCCUCCAGGAGUUUCAAGAGCCUGAUGACGAGGAGCUGCAUUGGAUGAGCUACAAAGAGCGCGAUCUAUUGGAGCAGGUGCAAAGUGCCAGACAAAGAUUGCGAGAACUGGAGGAUCAGCUUCAGGGUCUGGAGGCUACUAAACCUCCAGCUACUCCUGAAUUGAAGUUUAAGGUGGAGAACUGCUUCUGCAUGGGCUCUCCCCUAGCUGUGUUCUUGGCCUUGCGUGGCAUUCGACCAGGGAACACUGGAUACCAGGACCACAUCAUGCCGAAAUCCAUCUGCCAGCGCCUUUUCAACAUCUUCCACCCCACAGACCCAGUGGCCUAUCGACUGGAGCCUCUUGUGUUGAAACACUACAACAAUAUUGCACCUGUCCAAAUACACUGGUGCAACACCUCCAAUCCCACUCCGUAUGAUGAAAUGAAACCCCCCACGUACCUGAACCCAGUGAAGGAUCCAACUUCAGACACAGAGAGUCUCCCCAGCCCCAGUACAUCACCUGUAAUGUCCCGCCGACCCUAUGGCGAUUCCAUCACCACACUGGGCAAGGCCAGCAUACUGGGUGCUGCCAGCAUUGGAAAAGGCAUUGGAGGAAUGUUGUUCUCCCGUUUUUCACGCUCCAGUAGUCAACCAUCUGAAGUGGAUUCUGGAGCAGUGGAGAGUGAGGAGAAGAGCCAGUCAGCAUAUAGCCUGUCUACCAUGUCUCAGUCUACCUCCACCAUCAUUGAUACUGCAGUGGAGAUGGAGCACCGCCUUGAUUUUGAGCUGCGGGAAGGCUUGGUUGAGAGCCGCUACUGGUCAGCAGUCACCUCUCACACAGCCUACUGGAACUCUCAUGAUGUGGCCCUGUUCCUGCUGACCUUCAUAUACAAAUCACAGAGCUCAUCUGAGACAUCCCAAGACAAUCCUGACCCCGAGUGACCCAGAGAUAGGACUACACACAGAUAGCUCUAUGUUCUCCCGUAGAGAUAUGAUAACACUCAAGCACACUCCCUCUCUCAUUUUGCCUCAUAAAAAUGCUUCUUUGUCAUACAAAGACUGAUUGCCAUUUUUCCUGUUGCUUGUGCAGCAACCUUUCCCAUUAACCCAGUAACCAUCAAUUCCUACUGGGCAUACUAUUUGAUACAUUGAGUAAACUUCUAGUCCUAGAAACAUUUUUUAAAGCUUUGUUUUGGGUGCUGUUAAGGCCUUUUCAACCAGUCCCAUUUCAUUAGCAUUAGAUACAAUUGGCUCUGCAAGACGUGUGCGUGUGUGCGCGCGCUUCACCAACCCUGGAGCAGUCCACAUGGUUUAUGUAGCUGCAUCUUAUCCAAAGCAUAAACCAGACAUUAUUAAGGGCACAUAACACACAAGCAUGGACCUCUCCGUCCUGUUCAUCCUUUUGUCCGUUUAUUAUUAUUUAUCCACAUGAAGACACUUACCAAGCAAAUGCAACAGUCCGAUGUCUUUAUUUAUUGAUAUAUUAAUAUAUCUAAGGAUCGUGCAUAGUACUCUAAUUUUUGGGAAAAGUAUUUCAAGAUUUAAAUGUUUAUUUUUAUUCCUGGAGAAUACUGGACCUUUUUAAUGACUAACACACAAUAUCUGUAUUCUCAAACUGGAGAAGGGUGAACCAUUAACAAACAAAAAAAGUCCUUUUUAUACAGGAGAUAAAUAAUACAAAGCAAUUAUCAUAUUUCGUUGAUUUUACAACCAGAUGGUGCUGUCGGGAAGCAAAGUGAACAGUGCAUUUUCUUAAGCCAGUUAUAUGCCUGAUUCUACUUUGCAUGGAGUUUGAGGAUGAAAUUGCUGCUGCAUUGAUUUUGUAGCCAAACCUAACCUUUUAUAAUCCUGCCUGAGUCAGGCCGUGUGUUGAUGCAUUAACAUACUGCAUAUGUGCGCUGGUGCAUUGUUACUUUGGAGUAUUAGAACUACUGUGUAGCUUCAAAGAGAUCGCCUCAUUGUUUCUUAUUAUUUCAACCUGAUUUCAGCCAAAUACAGUGGAGUGGAAUCAAAUAAACUGACUGGAUGAUCUGCUUUAUGUAAUUACACUAGCAAUUAGGCCAAAAUCAUGUGACUGGACUCAGAGAUUAGGAAGUACUUUGCAAUGUUCCUUUGACUCAGUGGUAGUGUGGUAUUCAGGCACCUUUUACCUUUAGGCCCAUAGUAAUAAACAGAGAUUAUAUAUUUUAUAUCUAUUUAGUUAUCAGUUGUGGAAUGAUGAUAAUAGUCCUUCAAAAUUGUGAUAUUCCAAUGAGAGGCCAAAUGUUUUCGCUAUAAAAUUGCUACUCAUAGAAGUACUGUUGGUUCAUGUUGAAGCUUCCUGUGUCUUUUUUAAGCACUUUUGAGAUGUUAGAUAUGCAACGGGCAGAGAGUGGUUAGUGGGGAUUAUCCUUACAAAAUUAAAUGGUACUAACAGCCAGUAUCUACUUUAUUUAAUGUCUGCAUUGUGUUUAAAAUUCCAAAAAGCCAUGCUACACCCCUCUAUGGCAGGGGCUGCAGUAUGUUGAUUUAUUUUGUUUUUAUCAUUGUGUGCUCACACAAGUGCAGUUAGUAAUUGUUAGUUAGGCUGUGUGGAUAUUUAAAAAUGGCCAGGUUGCCUUUGAGGACCACAGAGCCAGUCCUCUGUUGGGAAGCUGACGUGGCUUUUCCACUCGAGCUGAAGGAUGAGCUAGUUAUUUAUGACUCACUGUUACUGUUGGCAAUAGGAAACAGAAAUUAAUGAAGGACCAGACCUUGCACAUUACUGCAUGGCUAUAAAUUGCACAGAAUGGAAUAAAAGACCCUCUUGAUGUCCAGUUUUUGCUACUUUGUACAUUGCAUUAUGGAAGAGAAUGCACCUUUCUCAUUUUGCUUGGAUUGUGAUAACAUUAUCCAUUUAAACAUUAAUCAUUGGCAAAAAAAAAAAAAAUGUCUGAGGUUCUUAAUCCAUCAUGGAGGGUUUGUUCUUUGGGACCCCCCCCCUUGCAAGCCAUGCCUCAGAAUCUCUGCAUGUGCUAGUAAUAACCAUGACUAAUGGAAUAAUUUGAAGCAAUUUACAUCUUCAUAAACGCACUAGUACAUUUUCUGCAUUAGUGCUGCUUCUAGAUCUUUCAGACCAGCCAUUAAGAGAUUCAGAUGGUUUUCCUAAACACUUGACAUGGGCACAAUAAGAAAAUGUGUGCUUCAAUAUACAAUACACAGAUUGUGGGCUUUACUCAGAUGCAUGCUCAGGUUUGAGAUUUUGUGAUGUUUUGAGAUCUCUGGUCUUCUUGAAUAACAGUAAUCUAAGCUACACAUGCCAUUUUUGUAUUUGCUAAUUUAUUAUUUGCCUUUUAUCCUGGCAACUCACCAACUUGUCAUUGGAGAAAUAUAUGACUAAGCUUCCUGUGUGGUGUAGUAAAGAAUCCUCUUUCCUGUACACUGUUCUGUAAAAUUCAGUUAUAAGGCCAGUUUCCACUACGAUAUUGAUUGAUUAAUCCAAAACAUGAAAAAUGUCCUCGAUGACUGUUAUUUAAAUGUACUAAAAAUGUUGAGCUUGGAAAGACAUGCUGUGCAAUAACCCAUGCCUGUAAUGGAUUCAAACUGCCAUCGGAAUAACACUGUAUUUAUUUCAGUUUAUUAAAGCAUUACUCCUUUUUUUUUUUUUUU
Messenger RNA from Ictalurus punctatus (channel catfish), 5789 nucleotides. It is a transcript of the gene ddhd1a, whose product is annotated as DDHD domain containing 1a. The transcript is spliced from 14 exons. The record is from RefSeq and is a predicted model, not a curated record. Lineage: Eukaryota; Metazoa; Chordata; Actinopteri; Siluriformes; Ictaluridae. The coding region runs from base 582 to 3104 and encodes 840 amino acids. Gene Ontology annotation, molecular function: metal ion binding; glycerophospholipase activity. Gene Ontology annotation, cellular component: cytoplasm.